AGAAGCAGAAAGCCAACUGGCUUGCAAAGCUCAGACGCACAGAUCUCACAAAGCUUCUCCGACAAAUGGCGUCACGGGUCGUCGUCCUCCUCGUGGUCGCGGCGGCGUGCGUGCUCGGCGCCGCAGACGCGAAGCUCGGCAGGCUGGUCGUCACCGGCGUCGUGCCCUGCAACACCGGCAGCCUCAUCGAUAUCGCCACGUCCCCCGCCUUCCCAAACGCGGACGUGGAGCUGAGGUGCGCGGGGAAGCUGGUGGCGGGGGCGACGACGAACAGCAACGGGUCGUUCGCGAUGGAGGCGGACCUGACGAGCGGGCUGGCGAUGCUCAUCGGCGGGUGCAAGCUGGUGGUGGACACGCCGCUGAUCAAGUGCGACGCCAACCUGCCGGCGGCGGGGAGCCUCGUCUCCUACCUGCAGGGCCCGCUCACCAGGCUGCUCGGCGGCAUCUUCCGCCUCUUCCCCGCCGGCUUCUCCUUCCACGCCCACUAAUAUACAACAUCUCAUUAUGCAAAUCUCGAUUUGGUCCUAUCUUGUCUAUGGAAACUGGAUGUACCGUAAUUUCUACUAGUAGAAUACUAGUAGUACGUAGUACUGAUCUCAUCUGUAUCGCCUGUACGCUGAAGCUCAUUGGCCUGCUUAGAGCAGGAGUUGCGAAUGUUUUCUUGGUCAGAUGAAUGCUGUAUGGGUCUAAAAUUACUGUUACCUUGUUCUGAACCUAAGUUAAUGUCAAUGAUCGACUGAAUAUACAUGUUAGUCUCCUUCAA
Oryza sativa Japonica Group (Japanese rice) is the source of this 763-nucleotide messenger RNA. RefSeq names its product phylloplanin. The record is from RefSeq and is a predicted model, not a curated record. NCBI's taxonomy places the organism in Eukaryota, Viridiplantae, Streptophyta, Magnoliopsida, Poales, Poaceae.